UGAAUGAAUAAAUUUUAAAAAUGUUAAAUAGAAAAUAUGAUCUAGCAUCUAGCAACAAAAAGCGAGCAGACGACAUAAUAAGAAGCAGGUUGUAUCAUCUUGUCGCUGUCAUAACUCAUGAGCGUAAUUUGACGACGAAAACAUUUUAAUUUGAAAGCAAUGAAUACCGGAAACUUGUCAGAAGUGUUUGAGGAUAUUUUUUCAAAUUGUGACGUUCUAAUUUCUAGUCUACAAAAAGAAAAAGAAUCUUCUUUGCAGCCAUGUGAACAGGAUUUACAGGAAUUUCAAUCAAACGUUGUAUCAUUCUCUAAAGUUUUAUCUCAUGAAGCCACAAAAUUUGCGAUAGCCCAUAGUAGCCCACCUUUUCCUGAGGUGUCAACAACCCAAAGCUUAGCUGGAAGCUUGUGCAAUGCAACAAGUCAGCUCGUUGGAUGCUACCUCUUAUUGCCCAAUACUUGUGGUUCAACAUUCCUCCAGAUAAUUGAAAAAGAAUUGGAGUCUCUGAUAUUUGGUGUGAAGCAGUUUGUGGAAAAAAUUCAUAAUUUGAUCUUGAAAAAUGACAACUUGCAGCCCUGCCUUCUGUCUACUGGAAUCAUCUGGGAAUUUUGCGACAAAUUACCAACUUUGCCAAAAAACAACAAAGAAGCAGUAUCUUCUGUCUUGAAUAGAGAAGAACAACUCAUAAAUGAUGCAAUUGAAGAACUUGAAGAAGCUGCGAAUGCAUCAAUAAAUGAAGACGAAAUUGACUCCGACGACGAAACUACAAUUCGUGGUGUUGCGCUUGAACUUCAUCCUUCAGUCAGAGGUCUUGUAAAAACUGCAGCAGCGCUCGUUCGACGAACCACGAAACUGGUCAACGAUUUCAAUGGUGUUGAUCAAAACAGAUUAGACCCUGUUGUUGAACAAGUUUCAACCAUGAGUACCGAGGUUGAUGAUUUAAUAUGUUCACUCUAUCCACCUGUAAACGUUGUGCUAGCUGUCGAUCAUGGCAACACAUUGUCAUCAAAAAUGGACCAACUUUUAAAAACAGUCCAGGGAAUUGCUGGAGAAGGAGAUCAGGCCUGGAUUGAAUUGUUAUCAAAAGCCGUCCAACAUAAUCUUCAAAAUUUGCAAACCAAAGCUUCCUCGACGUAACAUUUUUUGCGAACGAAAUACAUUGGAAAGUUACAGUUA
This is a messenger RNA of Daphnia pulicaria, 1173 nucleotides long. RefSeq names its product cyclin-D1-binding protein 1 homolog. Bases 160 to 1134 code for a protein of 324 amino acids. Gene Ontology annotation, biological process: regulation of cell cycle. The record is from RefSeq and is a predicted model, not a curated record. NCBI's taxonomy places the organism in Eukaryota, Metazoa, Arthropoda, Branchiopoda, Diplostraca, Daphniidae. The transcript has 5 exons. Gene Ontology annotation, cellular component: nucleus.